UUUACCAUUUCUAUCUCGACAUAGUCUUUUAUAUUUGUUUUAAAUUACUUCAAAUGCAGCACCGACCAAGAUGCGCCUCACUGAUUUGUGCGUGCCAAGAGAGAGAAAAGGAGGAAAGCGAAAACAUGGCUGGUUUGAUGGCAGGUUUUGGUCACUACACCCAUGCGGUUGUCCGGGGAAUCCCCGCGUCCCUGGCCAAAGAGGCGCUCAGGACCAGCCAGGCGGAGGUGGACUUGACAAGGGCGCGGACCGAAUACGAGGCGUACGUCGAGGUGCUGCGGACGAGGCUCGGGCUGGAGGUGGUGGAGCUGCCCGCGGACGAGUCGCUCCCGGACUGCGUGUUCGUGGAGGACGCGGCAGUGGUGUGCGGCGAGACGGCGCUCAUCACCAGACUCGGGGCGGAGAGCAGGAGGAGAGAGACUGAAGUGAUGAAAGAGGCUCUAAAGGAUCUAAAUUUGAACAUAGUGGAAAUGACGGAUGAGAAUGCAACCCUGGAUGGAGGAGACGUUCUGUUUACAGGUCGAGAAUUCUUUGUUGGUCUUUCUAAACGGACAAAUCAGAGAGGAGCAGAGAUCCUAGCUGAUGCAUUUAAGGACUAUGCUGUUUCCACUGUGCCUGUGCUGGAGGGGUUGCACCUGAAGAGCUUCUGCAGCAUGGGAGGACCAGGGCUUAUCAUCAUCGGCUCCAGUGAACCAGCUCAGAAGACUCUUAAAAUUAUGCAGCAAAUGAGCGACCAUCGCUAUGACAAGCUGACGGUGCCAGAUGACAUUGCUGCCAACUGUGUCUACAUGAAUCUUCCCAACAAAGGACAUGUGCUUCUUCACUGUACAGCGGAGGAGUUUCCAGAGAGUGUGAAGGUGUUUGAAAAGCUGAAAGACCACAUGCUGAUUCCUGUGUCCAAUAUGGAGAAAGUUAAAGUGGAUGGAGCUCUCACAUGCUGCUCUGUGCUCAUCAGCAAGAAUCCAAACAACUGAGCAUGUUGAAAAGUGAUCUUUCAGUGCAUGGUAAUCAAGCACUGCAGCUGGUAUACAGCUUAAUGUCGAACUAAAAGAGCAAGUUAGAAGAGAGAUGAGCUCUUUCAGUGUUUUUUAUUACAUAAAAUCUAAAGGGAACCAUCAGGUCAUCUCUCCAGUACACUGAAAUUACAAUAAGACUAGUUAAAAUGUGAGAGUAGUUUAGAUGAUAACAUAAAGUAUCAGGUUACUAACGUCUUUUUAAAAAAAAUCAGGAUUAAUAAUCGAGCUAUUUUGCCCUAAAAUUGAAAACUGACAGUGUUCAAUAUGUAAAAAGUGAACAAAAGGACCAAAACAACUGUUACUCAUAAUGUUAGAUAUUAUUUAAAAUCAGUAGAGGAAUGUGUAAUGUUGAUUUACAUCCUUGAACCAUAUGAGGAUUCUGACUAAUCUGUGAACAUCUGUGAACAUCAUUCAGUGUUUAUGAUCCUUAAAGAGGACCUCAAUGAAAUUAACACAGAUUCAAUAGAUUCCCAUUUUGUCAUUGUAAGAUGAAAUAUUAAUAACAUUGUUCUGCAGAUCUAAACGGAGAUGUGUAUAGAGUUAGCUCAUAUUGUUUACAUGCACCAUUUUGACUGUGAUUUACCUUUUGUGUGCUCUUGUGCCUACAUAGUGUGAGUAAACUUACAUUUUUAGAGAAAUGUAUUCUGGAUCAACAUCAAAGAAAGCAGUUCAACUAGAACUGUCACCUAAACCAUAGUUUCACUUUUAUUACCAAUUCAAAGCAAAAUUCUGACUGUUUCCAUACACUUGGUGCUGAAUCUAAUUCUGAAAAUACAUCAAUGUAGCAAAAAGCUUGAAACAUCUUCUGGUAUGAUUGUAAUCUUAUUUUUUUUUAAUCCAUUCUUGUUUUGAUGUUUAAAUUUCUGUCCCACAGAAUUUAUUAUCACUUUUACUUUUAGUAACUCUUGCUUAAACAAAUCACUUAUUAAAAUCCAGUUUGCUAUGUAGUACUACACAACCACCAACAGAUACAGCAUGUUUGUGGCAAAAAAAAAAAAGAUUAAUUAAAAUAUACAACCAUGCAAAGAUCAUGAAUGUAGUGCCUUGCAUAUGAAAUCACACACAUUCAACUUUUUUUCACAUUUUAGUCAUGUUACAACCACAGAUCAAUAUCUGUGAAUUUCACUGGGUUUUUAUGUGAUAGACCAACAGAAAUCAGUGCAUAUUUGUGAAGUGGAAGAAAAUUACACAGUUUUAAUUUUUUUAAAGUACAACUUUGAAGAGUUGCAUUUAUUAGUAUUGAACCUUCUUAACUGUGAUCCAUCUAAAUGGCAACCACUGCAACCAAUUGCCUUUAGAAGUCAACUAAUUAGUUAAUAGUACCAAUUUUGUGGGAUUGAACUUCUAUAUUAAUGCAGUUAUUCCUUAAAGUCCCUGAUCAAACAAUCAUGAAAACGAAAAAACACAAUUAUUUUGUUGUGCCAUAAAAUGCUGAAAAGUUUAAUGGAGGGUUAGAUUAUACAACCCUAUGCCAACCUUUGAAAACUAUCUUUUUUGAAGAUGAACAAACAAUUUCCACUUUGAAACAAGGUGUUGGCAUCAUCAUACUAAGUGUUGCUUUUUAUCAUCUCUUACCAGGAACUGGUACUGGCAAUAUUGUAAGAUGAGCUAACUGGAAUAGAUACUCAUGCAUUGCUUUGUGGUAAAAUAUUACAUAAAGUACGAGGUAUAUACAUUAACAUUUGUGGUUUUAACAUGACAAAAUGUAGAAAAUACUUUUUAAGGCACUGUAUAUUUUUAUUGAAACCAACACAACCCUCCUUCCUACUUCUGCCAGUGCCUUUGUGGAAAAUCAAUGACUUUUCUCCCGCUGAACGACUCUGAGGUUGCUGCACUUUCUCCAACAUCAUUAGUUCUGCCUGUGUUUUUGAUUACACUGGAUGUUUGUUAUUCUUGUUUGGCAGUUUUCCCUUCAGAAUCUGAUGUAUGCCGUCCUGUCAGCACUCUCUGUAGCACAAAAUUCAACAGGAUCAAAUGUGAUUGCAGUCAAGAGUUUUCAGAACCAGUUAACCACAGCCAUGUGAUGAGCUUCCAGUAGAAGCCUACCUAAUGUUGUUGCUGCUUAAGUAGCUUCAUUUCCGUUGUUGGCGAAUUCGUGUUUGAGGCCUGUAAACAUGACAACACGAUAAAUAUACACGUGUUCUUUAAUAAACCACAACCCUGCAUGUCCAUCACAUCUGAGGCAGCUCUGGUUCUCGAUGUGAUUGUCUGUGAAAGUUGAGGAAAUGACAUCAUGAGGUGACUCAACCUCCCCCCAUAGACAUUAGUGUAUGGGCAAGUGGGCAGUGAUGAAACAUGGAAAGAAUUCAUGUCGGGAGGAAAAGCAGCUUGGGGAGUAAACACUGGCCCUUUUAAAUUUUCUUCUUCUAUUGCCUGUCUAACUUUGAACACAUUCUGUCUCCCACCUUUCUCCUAACGCCUCAUGGACAACGUUGGGCUACUUUAUGACUGUGACAUCAUAAGCCCUGGCAGACGCUGCUGAUCUGCUGCUGGUGUGAUAGAAAACAGUAGUUGGACUGGAUAGUUUUCUUCUAAUGCCUAAGCUGCAUACAUAGACUGUAAUUAAGAACUAAUAUGGCUAAAUUGCUAAAUUAUCUAAAUUUGGGUACAGAUAAAAAUAUUUUAGAGCUGUUAAAAUGUCAAACAUGUAGGAUUUACAUCCACUCCUAGUUGUUAAGGUGUUAUUGUUCCAUCUCAGGUGUUUUGGUUUUAAUUCAAACUGUUGAACUCCUCUAUACUUGAGCCUUUUCCUUUUCUUUUAUGAAUAAAUUAACAUUAGCUUUCA
Poeciliopsis prolifica (blackstripe livebearer) is the source of this 3801-nucleotide messenger RNA. RefSeq names its product dimethylarginine dimethylaminohydrolase 1 (gene ddah1). NCBI's taxonomy places the organism in Eukaryota, Metazoa, Chordata, Actinopteri, Cyprinodontiformes, Poeciliidae. Gene Ontology annotation, molecular function: dimethylargininase activity; amino acid binding. The record is from RefSeq and is a predicted model, not a curated record. The transcript has 7 exons. Gene Ontology annotation, biological process: arginine metabolic process; positive regulation of nitric oxide biosynthetic process. Bases 54 to 974 code for a protein of 306 amino acids.